AUGCAGGGGAUAGAGAGGAGAGAGGCGGGAGGGGUCCGAGAGACAGGAAGGGCAGACGGAAGGCAGGGGACAGAGAGGCGAGAGGGGUCCGAGAGACAGGAAGGGCAGACAGAAGGCAGGGGACAGAGAGGAGAGAGGCGAGAGGGGUCCGAGAGACAGGAAGGGCAGACAGAAGGCAGGGGACAGAGAGGAGAGAGGCGAGAGGGGUCCGAGAGACAGGAAGGGCAGACAGAAGGAAGGGGACAGAGAGGAGAGAGGCGAGAGGGGUCCGAGAGACAGGAAGGGCAGACAGAAGGAAGGGGACAGAGAGGCGAGAGGCGAGAGGGGACAGACAGAAGGCAGGGGACAGAGAGGAGAGAGGCGGGAGGGGUCCGAGAGACAGGAAGGGCAGACAGAAGGAAGGGGACAGAGAGGCGAGAGGGGGCAGACAGAAGGCAGGGGACAGAGAGGAGAGAGGCGAGAGGGGUCCGAGAGACAGGAAGGGCAGACAGAAGGAAGGGGACAGAGAUGAGAGAAGCGGGACGAGACAGGGAGGCGGGACGAGACAGUGAGGCGGGACGUGACAGGGGGGCAUGA
Pecten maximus is the source of this 576-nucleotide messenger RNA. RefSeq names its product translation initiation factor IF-2-like. The coding region runs from base 1 to 576 and encodes 191 amino acids. NCBI's taxonomy places the organism in Eukaryota, Metazoa, Mollusca, Bivalvia, Pectinida, Pectinidae. The record is from RefSeq and is a predicted model, not a curated record. The transcript has a single exon.